This is a messenger RNA of Scheffersomyces stipitis CBS 6054, 1665 nucleotides long. RefSeq names its product glycolipid translocation protein. The annotation marks the transcript as partial. Gene Ontology annotation, biological process: glycolipid translocation; dolichol-linked oligosaccharide biosynthetic process. The transcript has 2 exons. Lineage: Eukaryota; Fungi; Ascomycota; Pichiomycetes; Serinales; Debaryomycetaceae. Gene Ontology annotation, cellular component: endoplasmic reticulum membrane. The record is from RefSeq and is a predicted model, not a curated record.
GAGCAGCCAGUUGAAGAAUCGGAAAUCCUUCAGAAGUCCACGGCUGGAGUGUCUUUGCUUAUUUCAGUCCAAUUCGUAACAAAACUUUUUACGUUUGUCCUAAAUCAAUUGUUGAUUCGAUAUGUCUCGCCCUCGGUCUUUGCAAUUUCAAUCUACUUGGAGUUUUUGGUUUCGACCGUCUUAUUCUUCAGCAGAGAAGGUGAACGACUUGCAGUUCAAAGGACAGAGAAUAGUAAAAGCGAUCGAACUGGAACUCUUCAAAGUAUCAUUAAUUUUGGUUUUAUUCCCCUUAUAAUAAGUGUGCCUAUCUCGGCUGCCAUUUUCUAUUGGCAAUACAGUACUUCACAGGUAUUUGAUUCCGUUGUUCAGUUGCCUUUUUAUACUUUGACUCUCAGUCUCGUUGGCACCUCCAUAUUUUUCGAAUUGGCUCUGGAACCAGCCUACGCUAUUAAUCAGUUCCAAUUGAACUUUGGAAGACGCUCCCAAUUCGAAAGCACAGCUGUAUUCAAUAGAUGCUUGUUCACUUUCGGUUCAGUAUAUGUUUCAGCUAGUGUAUUGCGGUUGCAAGGGAAAACAUUUGACGGAGCUGCUGUGUUAGCCUACGCUUUCGGUCAAUUUGCAUAUUCGUUCACCCUCUUUGUUUGUUACAUCUUUAACUUCAACAAGGAGAACAAUAAAAGAAGUGCGGAAGAAAGGUUGACUUUUUCGAUUCAGAAGAUUAACCAAACAAAGAACAUCUAUUACUUUUUUGAUAGCAAGAUUUUGGGUAUAUGGAAGGGCUUAUUUGUACAGAUGUUGUUUAAGCAAGUCCUCACUGAAGGUGACAAACUCCUAAUGAACUAUUUGUGUACUUUGGAAGAUCAGGCAGUCUAUUCAAUUAUUACUAACUACGGCUCUCUCAUCGCCAGACUCUUGUUUCAACCUAUUGAAGAGUCUAUGAGAUUACUCUUCACCAGAACACUUUCAUCGUCUCUGCCCUCAGAACUGGCGUUGAAGGACUCCUAUAGAACAUUAUCGCUUCUUUCCAUUUUCUACUUCAACUUAUCGUUGAUGAUCAUGUUAGCAGGGUUCACCAAUUCAUCUUUCUUAUUGAAACUCAUUUUCGGUGGGUCGUCCAAAUGGAAGGAUACUAGCAUCUUCGAGGUGUUUCCACAAUAUACCAUUUACAUUCCCUUCUUGGCUUUCAAUGGGAUCUUGGAAGCCUUCUUCAGUAGCAUAGCCAGCAACAAGGAUAUCAGAAACUUCUCAAUUUACAUGACAAUUCUGACGGCAAUAUUUUUGGUUUCUCUGUACAUCUUUAUUGUACACGGUGGAUUGGGAUUGACUGGGUUGAUUUUGGCAAAUAUAGUCAACAUGAGUUUAAGAAUAAGCUACUGCUACUUUGCCAUUAGUCUGUACUACAACAAGCACAAAAUAGCUCAUGCUACAGUAUCUAUAUUGAAAUAUUCUAGUGCUGGAAUCAUUGUUACUGUCUUGUUUGAAGCUAUACAACUCCUUGUACUUUCAGAUGGCUCUUCAGCGUACACAACUACGUUCAUUGGUUUGGCAAAGAGUUUCCUCAAUUGCCUUGCUUGUUUGCUAAUGUUGUCAUACUUGGAACGUCACAACUUAAAGGGAUUCAUUUCACAGGCACAGCAGAGAUUCUCAAAAAAGAAGGUAGAAUAG